AUGGAAUCUUGUUCUAUGUGGCUUGAUAGUCGAGUGAUUGUUCGAUUACUGUUCAAAUGUCCUUCCUCGACCAAUCACUCGCGAGUCAGAAGACACGCUUCCGGUCGACCUUAUUUGUUUCGGACAGUUAUGGAGAGUCGGGACACCAAGGUCUCGUCCAAUCGUAACGCAUCUUCCUGGCCUGAUCUGACCACAAUCUCUGCUCGCCCGCAGCCGGACCAUUGGCGGCCUAAAACAGUUCGAACAGAACGCCGGGUAGAUGACCAAUUCACAUCCCAGAGUUUGACGAAAUCCACGGGAACUGGCGAUGCGCACCAACCGAUUCGAGCAUCCAUCAGUCCACCAGAUCGAUUCACUUUACUCAUUAGUGAGUUUUCCUGGGUGAAUGGAAACCCACGAUUUGCACCGAAUCGUCCGGUCUAUUUCAUGGGUACGUUUUAUGGAACAAAUUAG
This is a messenger RNA of Echinostoma caproni, 453 nucleotides long. NCBI's taxonomy places the organism in Eukaryota, Metazoa, Platyhelminthes, Trematoda, Plagiorchiida, Echinostomatidae. The record is from the annotation of a GenBank genome assembly.